This is a messenger RNA of Saccoglossus kowalevskii, 1137 nucleotides long. RefSeq lists its product as uncharacterized. NCBI's taxonomy places the organism in Eukaryota, Metazoa, Hemichordata, Enteropneusta, Harrimaniidae. The record is from RefSeq and is a predicted model, not a curated record.
UGCCGAAUGUAGAGAUGAGAAUAGUGGAAAUAUCUACGAAUGCUGAACAUCUAAGUGCCGCAUUUUAUUUUGGGCCCUCUGCAGAUGGAAGUAAACCAGGAGUGUUUAACGUCAAUUGUCAUAACUUUCAAGCAAGACCCAUGUUUGAAAUGAUGUCACUAUGUUUACAUGAAGCAGAGCCUGGUCAUCAUUUACAAAGUUCAUACAGUGUUCUCAUGGACUAUCUUCCUGGAUUCAGACGUUUCAAAGACGAUCGUUUUUACGGAAUAGUGCCUUCAAGAUUUCCUAUGCACACUGGAUAUAUAGAGGGUUGGGGAAUGUACUCCGAGUUUCUUGGCGAAGAGAUGGGUUUGUACGACGAUCCAUAUACUUUAUUUGGACGCUAUUGCUCGGAAAUUUUCAGGGCAUGUCGUUUAGUUGUCGAUACCGGUCUUCACGUUUAUGGAUGGAGCUUUGAGAAGGCCGUGCAGUUCAUAGAGGAAAAUACUGCCAUGUCGCGCGAAGUAAUAGAAAUUGAAGUUAGAAGAUACUUAACUUUACCUGGACAGGGAUGCGCAUACACAAUCGGUGAACUGAAAAUAAGGGAGUUGCGAAAGAAAUGCGAGGACGAGUUCGGUGACAAGUUCGACCUCAGAGAAUUCCAUGAUGCAGUAUUGUCUUGUGGUCCAGUUCCUCUCACCGUACUAGAGGUGCUUAUUAACAAAUAUAUCAACAAAACAUUGGAAAUUCCAGAUCGGAAAUGAGAUUUAGCAAGCCAAGGUUCUAAUCUAGCAAAAUGUAGACGUUAAUUUGAAAGUGAUUCCAGUCAGCAGGAGAUUGUGGAUGACUCGCGCAGAUGCAGAAAUGAAUAUGACAAUAACCCCGUAAAUAUUCAGGAUGUCUUCGUUUGCCUGGUAUAAUAAUAAUUGUGCAUGUGUAAUAACUAGUCACCUAAUUGCGCACACUAAAUCGUGAUCUUGAUAUUAAUGACAAUCAUGUAGUAGAAAAUUAAUAGAAAUUGUAGUUGGUGAUAGUGAUGAAUGCCACAAGAAAAAAUAAAAUUCAUUAUAAACAAGAAUUGCUCAAUUCUUAUAGGCGUUAUACGUAGAAAGCUAUACACUAGAAUAAAUGGAUGUGGCAGAUUUAUGCAUUCCAAAC